AUGCUCAUGGACCAGGGGAGUUCGACAGGUCUCGGAUCACUGCUGUAUUGUGACAUGUUGAAGGAGCUCAUGGGUGAAGUCAAAGGUGGAGAUACCAUUGGAUUCAUAGGGAUUGCCUGUCUAUACCCUAUGGUCAUCCCCGGCUUCCUAACUCCUGCAAACCCGUCUUCGAAUGGAACGCCAGCAUUGACAUGCUGGAUCCCAGAUUGGCGAGUGACCACCAUCAUCUUCUUCUUGGGACUAGGUAGAAAGUUUGACCUCAUUCAAUUACUCAAUGCGAGAACAGUGGGAGAGGCCACGGAUUCACGGGUUACCUUGAGAGGCGAGAGACGGGCCUGUCAAUUUGACAGGUUGGCCAACAUAUAA
Tremella mesenterica DSM 1558 is the source of this 366-nucleotide messenger RNA. RefSeq lists its product as uncharacterized. The record is from RefSeq and is a predicted model, not a curated record. Bases 1 to 366 code for a protein of 121 amino acids. Lineage: Eukaryota; Fungi; Basidiomycota; Tremellomycetes; Tremellales; Tremellaceae. The transcript is spliced from 4 exons.